Messenger RNA from Pecten maximus, 806 nucleotides. RefSeq lists its product as uncharacterized. The record is from RefSeq and is a predicted model, not a curated record. Bases 63 to 806 code for a protein of 247 amino acids. The transcript has 3 exons. NCBI's taxonomy places the organism in Eukaryota, Metazoa, Mollusca, Bivalvia, Pectinida, Pectinidae.
UUCAGAUUGAUUUCCUCUUCACUCCGAUAUCAACUAUUAACAUAACCACUAAACAUUAAGCCAUGGACAGAACGGAUGAUGAGUGUGAUGAUUAUGUUUCCCCGGAAACUAUGGAGGACAUCCUGGCAAUCAAAAUGGAUAUGUUUCGGGAAACGAUGUACGAGGACAUAAGACAUUUGAUAAGGGAUGAAAUGAGAAACUACGAGGAAACUACCGAAAAACUGAUUGAAACUGUAAAAACAGACCUAAAGGAGGAAGUCAACAAAGCUUCGUCAACGCAAACGACGGAAGUAGCAAGAGUAGUCAAAGAAACCAUUAAAAAUGGUUCCUUCCAUUUCUUAUCUGGUGAUGACAUACCUCCCACUAUCGAAUUACUGCACGCUCUCGACACCAGCCAACCUCAGCUGAUCCCGUUUCAACAGGUGGUUGACGUACAUGUCACCAAUUUGGAAGACAAAAACACUCAAGAACAACCUGGCGUUUCGCAAGAUACAAGGAUUUUCAACGUUCCAUCAACAUCAACGGCAAUUAACGAACACGUGCAGGACAGUGACAGCGAUGUGUGUCUUGACAAAAGUAAACGCCUAAAGACUAAGCAUGCUAGAAAACGAUAUAGCUGGAACGAGAACCGAGACGGGGAAAACUUCAUAAACGAAAUGAUGGAAGGAAAAGGGAACUCGCGAUCCAGAUCGCUGAAGCUGUCAAUCUUUCAAAAAGGAGUGGACAAAAAGUUGUGGGAUAACAGCGUGCUCGCGAUGAACCGAGUGUUCACAAAGAUAGACACAAUAGCAAAAAAAGACCACUAG